UUCUGAUUUUCCAUCUCACCUUCCAUCUCUCUCUCUCUCUCUCUCUCUCUCUUCUGGUCAUCUUAGCAAAUGGAGAGAGAAAUGCAGGUGCCGCCAUGGUUGGAGCCUCUCUUGAGAACUAAUUUCUUCAAAAUUUGCUCAACGCACAGAGAAACUCCGAGGAACGAAUGCAACAUGUUUUGCCUCUCCUGUCAAAACGCCGCGUUUUGCUUCUUCUGCCGCUCCUCUCUCCACAAGGAUCAUCCUGUCAUCCAGAUAAGAAGAUCAUCGUAUCACGACGUUGUGAGGGUGUCGGAGAUAGAGAACGUGUUGGACAUAAGAGGAGUGCAAACGUACGUCAUCAACAGCGCGAGAGUCAUCUUCUUGAACGAGAGGCCUCAGCCUAAGCAUUCCCAUGGCGCCGUAAAAUCUGUCUCUUACUUCUGCGAGAUCUGUAGCAGAAGCCUUCUCGACCCAUUCCGCUUCUGUUCCUUGGGUUGCAAGCUUGUGGGAAUAAGGAAGAAUAAAGAGGAAGAAGAAGGGAGAUUGAGUAGAGGAAGACAACAAGAAAGGCACAAAGGCACGCAUCCUCCAACUCACCAAUCCAAUUCAAGGAGAAGAAAAGGCAUUCCUCGUAGAGCCCCUUUUGCUUCUUGAUUAACUUUCUCUUUUCUCAACAAAAUUAAUUUAAUUAUGAUCUCUUUCAUUUAAUUUAAAUUAAAUUUAAUAUUAUCCGUUCAACCCAGAAUUAUUAGUCCAGCUCACUUCCACACAACGCUCUCACAUGGAAAACAAUUUGUGUAUAGA
Messenger RNA from Tarenaya hassleriana, 786 nucleotides. RefSeq lists its product as uncharacterized. Lineage: Eukaryota; Viridiplantae; Streptophyta; Magnoliopsida; Brassicales; Cleomaceae. The transcript is spliced from 4 exons. The record is from RefSeq and is a predicted model, not a curated record. Bases 70 to 636 code for a protein of 188 amino acids.